AUGACAGCCGACGAGGAAGCAUGGGACCUCGACACGGAUGAGAUCCGCUCAAUCGACUCGGAGGAGCUCUACGACACCAGACCGAAUCGCUGGAGAGGGCCCAGGUCAACAUGGCGCAGCUACACGCAAGAAGAGCGACUGCUUCAUCGCUCAAUGGAGCAAGAUCGUAACCGCGAUCUCUCAGUCCAUCUGUACAAUGUCUUUGCGCUGAAGAACCGUCCGGCGGCAGCGACAGACGCAUUAGACGUCGAUGCAGACGAUGCAGAGGACGCGGAUAAGCCGCUGAAGGAUGUCGUGGACAAGAGCAACUGGCGCCCGCCGAACAUGUGGACGGCAUGGCCCAUGAGCACGCAGACUGUACCCGGCGACGACUUCAUGAAGGAGACCCACGACGGCGACGACGCGUUCACCGUUCGCUCCGACGCCGUGCAGAUGCCCAGUACAGCACUGGAGGAAGAAGUCACAGCUACCAUUCUAAGACAGGCCAAAGAGCGCUUCCGUCGCCGGCAGGAAAAGUACGAGCGGAAAGAAGCCGCCAGGGCCCGCUCAGCGCAAGAGACGACGGCGGCGUCCUCUCAGUUAGUCACCACAUCCGACGACGCCCAAGACUCUUCCGCCGAGGAGAGACCGCACGCCGAGGCCUCUGACGAGCCGCCCCGGAUGACGAAACCAGCGAAAACAUACGAGGCAGUCGUCUCCGCCAACGACGAACUCUCGUCCGACAUCCUCCGCCCGUCGGUCCGGCACAUCCUCUCGACGCUCGACAACACGCUGACGACGCUGCACAACGCCCGCCUCGCAGGGCUAAGCUACAUGACCGACUCCUCGGCGUCAGCGACAGACGCAUCCGACGUCUCGGACGCAGCUAGCGUCUCGUCCGUGGCAUCGCGGGCAUCUUCAGGGAGACGGGGUAAGAAAGGCAGGCCGAGGAGUAAAGCGCCGCGCACGCCGGAGCCGGAGCGCGAUACCUCGCAGAGGAGAGGUCGGCCGAGGAAGGCCAUGACGCCGUUGCCGGGCGAGACGGAGAAGGACAUGAAGAUCAGGAUCGCGAGGCAUCAGAAGAGGAGAAUCCCGUAUCCGUCAGACGAGGAGGAGGAGGAGGAUAACUACGACGACACGGGGGCGGAAACGUCGCCAACAAAGUCACCUCGCCGCAGACGAGACCUAUCACCGCACGCGAGGAUGGAAGCAAGGACAAAGUCCCACGAGGGCGUCCUCGGGAGGUGGGGUUUGAGGGACUGGAGCGACGUCAUCGGCGCGGCGUCGCUCUCUGGGUUCAACCCGGAGGUCGUGGCGAGAGCGGCGCAGCGGUGCGCGGAUUUGUUCGGGCAGGGGAUGGACAUGCAGACUCUCCAUGAGGGCCCGGCACUUAAGGGGCCAAAGGCCCAGAGGAUACGGUAUCUCCCUGGUUCUCGCCGCGGCCACGAACAACCGCUCUCGAGUUCCUCCGAUGAGGAGGAGGAGGACGACGACGAUGACUCCGUCGCGAAGCGGAGGGUGAAGAGGCAACGGGGUAGUCGGGGACGACGGGAUAGCGUCCCGCCUAGCGACUCCGACGCCGCGGCGCGCGGGAGGACGUCGAGGCCGACGAGCAGAGGACGUAGUACGUCACGGUCGUCCUCGGUCGGGCUCUUCUUCUGUCCCGUUGCCGGGUGCGAGAGGGCCCUGGAGGGGUUCGGGCGGAGGGCGAAUCUGCAGCGGCACGUGGCGAGGGUGCAUCCCGGACAGGAGGUGGACGUUGGCGACGUGGAGAGCGAGAACGAGAUGUUUGGCGCCGUGCACGUCGACGGGUUCCUGAAGCCGAUCCGGGCGAGAAAGGGUUGGAGGGCGGAGGACACGGGGCAGAGGAAGCGGAAGAGGCAUUACCGCGGCCGGAGGCUCGCGAGCGGCGACGAGGGGACUACUACUCAAGGCGAGGAGACCGUUUGGGAUUCUACGUGA
Messenger RNA from Colletotrichum truncatum, 1941 nucleotides. Its product is annotated as RNA polymerase I specific transcription initiation factor. Lineage: Eukaryota; Fungi; Ascomycota; Sordariomycetes; Glomerellales; Glomerellaceae. The record is from RefSeq and is a predicted model, not a curated record.